UGUGGUUUGAUUUGAAUGUUGCAGCCUGUAAUUGGUUUGGGAGUGGCUAAAGUCUUGGAAUCUGGGGAUCCAAAGUUUAAGCCAGGGGACUUGGUUUGGGGUCACACUGGUUGGGAAGAAUAUAGUGUCAUCACCACAGAGUCUCUGAUUAAGAUUCACCACACUGAUGUGCCUCUCUCUUACUAUACUGGACUUCUCGGUAUGCCUGGAGUGACUGCUUAUGCUGGAUUUUAUGAGAUCUGGUCUCCUAAGAAAGGAGAGACAGUCUACAUUUCAGCCGCAUCUGGAGCGGUAGGUCAGCUUGUUGGCCAAUUUGCAAAGUUAACAGGUUGUUAUGUUGUUGGGAGUGCUGGAAGCAAGGAAAAGGCAAAGAUAGAGCUCAACAAUCCUGAGAAUGCUAUAAUUGGAGCUUUUGCAGGUGCAUUAACUGGAGUUAUAACCACUCCCCUUGAUGUGAUUAAAACUAGACUAACGGUACAGAGAAAUAUAAGCUCUUUGCUGGCCAGAAAGAGGGGAACUGUAUUGGGAAGAUGUGAUAUGAUAGCAUAUGUGGGUAGUGUGGAUGGAACGAAUAAAUAUACCUCUGAGGGAGCUAGGUGUGAGGUGGUGGGUUCAUUUGGGAUAGGGUUCUGA
Molecule: messenger RNA, 633 nt
Organism: Rosa chinensis
Lineage: Eukaryota; Viridiplantae; Streptophyta; Magnoliopsida; Rosales; Rosaceae
Product: 2-alkenal reductase (NADP(+)-dependent)-like
Exons: 5
Coding region: 16-633 (205 amino acids)
Molecular function (GO): 2-alkenal reductase [NAD(P)H] activity
Source: RefSeq, a predicted model, not a curated record